AUUUGCCAUCACGACUUAGACUAAUACAUAUAGAAGCUUAACUAUUCUGUACCAUAGUUAUGACACUGACAACAGUCCCUUUGAACAAGCUUCCACCGACAGCCCCAUUCCUCAAUUCCGUUUGUCCUGGGUUUACAACUUUGGAUGAUAAUGUGCAUUAUACCCUUAAUGAUUCGGAUAUAUCAUUGAAGAAUCAAGAGUUCUUAUGGCCAUUUUCAGAAUCAGCUACCGACACACACACUGCACAAUUGAAUAAGACUUAUUUGAACAUUAGUCGUCCCCCUAUUUCCAAGAAUGAAUCAAACACAUAUGUUUCUUUACCAAAUCACAUAACAAGCCUUUUUAAAUCAGUUGUUAGAAACAAUGAUAAGGGAAUGGAGGGCAAUUUACACAUAGGUGCCAAUAUUAAUCCUUUAAGUCAUGAUCCCUUUAGGAUUGUUAAUUUGAACCCUGGUUGUAUAACUAAGAUAAUACCUUUGCAUAAUCAUACCGAUGACAAAUUGAAACAACACCAACAACAAGACAAAACCAAGAAUAACCCUUUUAAUAAACUAACCACUAACUUCAACAGGUUAUUGAAUUUUGGGAAUGACAGGAAGGGUGCCAAUGAUAGAUUGUUUCAUAAGUUGCUAGAUAAGCCGAAUAAGCUUAUUCAAAAAGUGUCACAAAGUGAAGACUUUAUCCAACAACUACGAUCAGAUCAAGCUGAUAAACUUUUAGUAUCAAGUCAUGUUAAUGUCUUGAAUGUUUUUGCAUUAAGUCCAUCGUCAACAUUUACAAACACCAAGAAAGUUGUUGGUGAAAAACCUCCGUUGUUUACCCUGCAAGAGCUUCGAAGCGAAGAUGCAAACGAGCAACAGAAAGCUGCUGCUUUUGCAGCAACCGAAAUUGUUCCAAGAGUAAUCCAAGAACCAUUGUUGAGGGUGCAAUUCAAUAAAUCUGCAUUAAUUACAUCCAUGACGACAUUUGUUAAGUUUGAUAAGGAACCAACUAUUGUCUGUGGUUUUGAAUCCGGCGAACUAAUCAUGAUUCGAUUAUCAGAUUUAACCUAUCUGGUAUUUGAUGAUUUUGGGUUUGAACAAGAGACUCCAAGCCCCUUUACUCCUAAUGUAGCAGUUACCUCACUUGAAAUUAUUCAUCAUGUCAAUUACGACUGUUUGAUAGUUGCUGGGUUUUCAAAUGGUGAAGUUGUUAUUGUUGACCCGUAUCCGAGAGUACCCUCAGCCAAUGACGAAGUGCCGCCGACUAAUGCUACAUUCAUGACAACAAGUUCAUCGGAAGAAAAGAUCAAGAAAUCUGCAAGCGCAACUACUGGUUCCUACCGUAAGACGGAAAUUGGAAGUGAUUCUUAUAUCACCUAUUUUAAAAAGUUUGAUUUGAGUCCAAUAAAUAAGUUAAAUUUUGAAAAGUUGAACCAAAGUCAAGGAUAUCCAGUUUAUUUACUUGGUCACUUUAAGAUCAGCCAUAAGCCCAUCACCGCGAUUAGUUCGACAUUGGAAUACUCCAAACUGAUAAAUUUAGCUAAACCUGAAACACAACCUAUGAUUCUUGCUAUUGCUGCCAAUGAUGGGUUUGUUCGUUUUAUUGAUUUUGUAUUCACGUAUAAUUUAGAUUUUGGUGAUGAAACGAACAAAAACAAUCAUUCAAUAGUCACGGACAUAAUUUCCAACUAUUUCAAUGAUGGAAUAACUGAUGUUCAAUUCUCUCCUGAUUUUAAAUUUGUUUGCGUUGUUGGUAAAGGAGAUUUAAUUGAAACUUUCAAAAUGAGCUAUUAUAAUGUUAAUGGUUUACUUGCCAAAAAUACUGGGACAAGCAAUCAUGUAUCUACCACCAAUGUUGCAUCUACUGCAAACCCAGUAGCAGGGAGAAGAUCCAGAAGUGGAACUAUCAAUAGUCUUAGUUCAGGAGGACAGAUAGCAAAUCCAAUGUUUUUAUCAGCUGCAUAUCAUCCAUAUAAUACAUCAUCAGUAGCUAGUGUCGAUGCAUCUAGGAAUGAAAAUAGCCCUACUCCCAGAUUAAUUAAUUUCCCUUUGAAAGAAGUCUACCCUCCUAUGAUCAAAGAUAUUCAAAUUGUUGGUAGAUUCAAGGGACAUACAAACACAGUUAAAGCCAUUCAAUUUAUAAAAUCCGACGAUUCUUCAAAUAACCUGGUUUAUAAAUUGAUUAGUUGUGGAUAUGACGGAAAGACCAUUUUCUGGGAAUUUGACUAUAAGGCCUUGCCCAAGGUUAAGAAACCCAAAGAGAAGCCUUCACAACAACCAAUAACUAGAAGGAGAUCACUUUAUAAAAAACAUGUUAUUGGACCCAGAGUCACAGACCAACUUGAGAUUAUUGUUAGUAUCUACAAAUCACUUUUUGAUGUUCGGUUAAAACGUCAUUAUAGAAAUAUUUACAAGAAAUCUGGCAAUCAUCCAAGACAUGCUGCUAUUAUUUCGCCAAUUGUUAAUGAUAAGUUGGUCCCAUCGAUUGAAAUUCCCCUUGCAAGUGUUGAUUUAUCUGGAAUUGUAUACGAUGGGAAAAUUGAUGGAUUCUACAUUGACCAGUAUACAUUUUGGGUGUUUGCGAAAAAUGGAGAUUUAUUUACUUAUACAAUUGUUUAAAUAAUAUAGAUUUGGUCUCUACUACUUAUUAAGUUGGUGAAAAUUAAAAUUAAAAGUCGAAAGUAAAAAAUGUUUUUAUUGAAAUGUAGAAUUGAAGAGCCUGGAGCCAUCCAAUCCAAACCCUAAAUCUUCUUCUAAUCGCAUGUAAUCAUUCCCAGAUGGUGUUGCUUGGGUUAGAUUCUGAUACAAUUGAUCAUCGACAAGUUCAGGAUUAGAUACAUUAGUCAUGGUUGGUUCUAAAUUGGAAAAGGCAAACUCGUCCAAUUCUUGUGGCUUUGGAAUUUGAUAAUAUUGAUUCUCAGUUAGUUGCAGAGGAUCAGUAUUAACCACCGCAGUUGUGUUUGGAUUUUGUGAAUGUGCCGAAUUAAGAUAAUCAUAAGGUGCGGGAGUUUGGGAAAUAUCCAUGGCUUCAAAUUGUUGUCGUUGUUCUUGUAAAUGGGCUUCCCGGGCUUGUUGUUGUAAAAUGGCUUGUUUAACUUCAUGUUCACGUUGAAGCCUUUCUUGUUCUUCUUGUUGUUGUUGUUGUUUCUGUUGGAUUUGUAAUUGUAAUUGAAUUUGUUGCUGUUCUUCAAUUGGUUUUCUAACAAAUUCUCGGAAAUUCUUGACUUCUUCAAUUAUUAAUUGUUUCAUAUCUUCAAUUGAAUCAACUGUUUCAAAUGACUUGAAAUCGAAUUUAACUUGACAUUCAGGUUCAUCGCGUGGAUCAUGCCAGACUUCUAAAUAUGGAUGGUUAAGAGCAUCUUCAACACUAAUACGUUCGCUUGGAUCCAAUGCCAACAUCUUCUCUAAUAAAUCUAACGCUAAUGGAUUGGCAUUAGGGAAUAGUUGUUUAUAACUAACCUUUCUCAUAAUUGGUAACGAUCUGACAUAAUUUUGAGCACGAUGAGACCCAAUUCUGGUUAAAGUAGCUUCCGGUGGAGUGCCCAAUAUCAACAAGAUUUGAUUCAAUUGAUCAACGUAAUCUUUACCUCUGAAUAUUGGUUUACCUCCCAAUAACUCUGCCAAAAUACAUCCAACUGACCAGAUAUCAAUUGCUUUGGUAUAUGAAGAAAAACUCAACAUGAUUUCAGGAGCUCUAUACCAUCUAGUGGCAACAUAUUCAGUCAUGAACCCCGAGUUUUGUUCUGGAUUUUCCAGAAAUCCUCUUGCUAAUCCAAAAUCGCAAAUUUUCAAUUCACAAUCAGCAUUAACUAAUAAAUUUCCUGGUUUCAAAUCACGAUGUAACACAUCGGCCGAAUGAAUAUAUUUCAAUCCGCACAACACUUGAUAUAUGAAUGAUUGGUAAUGCAGAUCAGUUAAAGGUUGUCCCGAUCUUAUGAUUUGAUGCAUGUCACAUUCCAUCAACUCUUCAUAAAGGUAGAUUUCGUUGAAUUCACCAGUCAAAGGGUUGGGGAUGAUAUCCAAGUCAUAUAAACAUGUGAUAUUUUUGUGACCUCUAAAGAAUUGUAAUAGUUUUAAUUCUCGUAAGGAGCGUUUGCAAAGGAUCUUUUUGCUAAAAAUAUUAGUGAUCUUCUUAAUUGCAACAUAUGAGCCAUCACUGGAUGAACUAUUAUUAGAAGAGUCUGUGGUUGUAGUGGAUGUUCCAUCAUCAUAUUUUGCUGAACAAACUAUACCAUAGGCACCAUGACCCAAUUCCUUUACUAUCUUGAAUCUGCGAUCAAUUAUGAAUUCUUGGUUAUAGACUUUGUUAACGGUACGUCCGUAGUAGAUAGGAGCAGCUGCCCCGGUGUCAUCUGUUUUGCUAGACAUGGUUUAUGUUCUAUAAGAUGCAAAAAAAUUUGUGUGCUUUGUGUGAGAUUUUGUGAGUAAGAAAAAUCAGUUCUUCAAAUAAUGAGGUGAUGUGGAGAUGCUUGUGUGAUCUGAAUGUAAUGCACGAUCUGGAACCAGGGCCUGUGUGGUAGGUGUGAGUGUAAAGAUGUGUCAACAAAAAAAGGCUAAACGCAAAACUGAUUGUCGCAAUGGCUUUGUGUUGUCAAUUAAUGAUGACUUUGGUUUGUUUGAAAAAAAAGUAAGGGAUGAUUAUUUAAAGGCGGAGUGACAGCAAAUCAAAAGAAAGGCGCGGACUGAGGGUGGUUGUGUGUGCAAGUGUGAUCAGCCAGGGCGGGCGGUAGAAAAAUUUUGGUAGUGAUUAAAGGUCAGCAAAAAAAUUAACCCCGUAGUAAAUUUAAUUACCUUAAGAUUUCAACGAGUGAUUUAUUUCAAAUUAAAAUGUCACAAGUUUCGUGUGGGAAUUUUUUUCAGAGUCAAACUGUCCUUUUAUAUUUCAAGCUGGACAAACCCCCCCCCCCACCACCCACCUGUUAGUACUUUUCAGUUUCCCCCAACUGGCUUAGGAUAUUUUUAGAGUCGAAAAUUUUUCAAUUGUAAUUACGAGUGAAUUGUUAAGAUUUGGACGCGAGCAAAAUUUAUUUUUAGAAACUUCUUUUUUUACUUUUUAGCACGAAAUAAUGCAGUAUUCUGUUUCUAAUUUAGGUUGUUUUUUUUUUUUGCAACAAAGUACUUGGAAUUGAUUGGUGGUAGAUCCUGGAAUUGCUGAUCAUCUCGGUAAGAUUAACAUAUUUGGACAAUUUUACGCGAUCCUGUCAGGGGUUAUAUUAUGUGUUUCUAUAGGAACUACCAAACAGUACAUUUUAGCAACAAGAUGCCUAGAUCUACUUCAUUUCGUCCGAACUUUAUACUAGCUACUACUUCAUCUUUCUUUAUCACGUUCAAUUUUACAAAGUCAAAUCUAAAAAUAGCCUACUCGAUAGCAAUUCGUAAAUAAACGGCAUAAUGUGUUCCGAUUACGUCAUAAACUACUUGUCUUUAAAUUUUUUUUUUUGCUUUGUUCAAUUUUGUUUCGAUAUAUGCUAUAAAUAAACGAGAUUUGAAAUUUGACAAACGGCUUCAUUUAUUUUAACUUGAUACGACAAAUCUAUUAGUAAAUGCUUACUAAUCUGGAAUCAACUUAAAUACCCAUUACUCUUAAAGUAUUUGGUCAAUUGACCCAAACCUUGUUUGAUAUCGUCACUACUAUUUCCAAAACCAACUCUAAUGUAUCCUCUUUUGUUGUCGAAUACUUCGCCAGGAACAACCAAUGUCUCGAAUUGUUCAACUAAUUCUACACACAUCUUCAUUGUAUCAAUACCUUCGAUGUUUACUUUGAUAAAACAAGUAGAGCCACCUUUGGGUCUCACCCAUGAUAAUAAGUCAGUGUUGUCGAUAUAAUCUUGAAGGAUCUGUAGAUUUGUUGUGCAAAUCUCAUAACUCCUUUUAAGUAUAGUCUUAUAAUUUUCUAACGCAACUGUUGCCAAUAAAUCAUCAAUAAUUGAAACAGAAAUAGUAUUAUAGUCACGUUUAGAAUAUAAUCCAUUGAUAACAUUACUGUCUUUAGUCACAAUCCAUCCCAAUCUUAAUCCAGCCAACAGGAAUGCUUUACUGGUAGAAGAAGUGGAAAUUGUUUUGGUAUAUCCAUAACUAACCACAGAUUUAGGAAUAUUAUCCGAAAUUGAAUGAUAUAAAGGACGAUAUACUUCAUCACAAAGCAAAUACAUAUCACUUUGAGAGCAAAUCUUAACUAUUUGCUUCAUAAUAUCAUCACCCCAUACAACCCCAGUUGGAUUAUUAGGAUUAUUGAUAAUCAACAACUUAGGUGAAUGUUUGGCGACCAAUUCCUUCAAUUGAUCAAGAUCGGGUAAGUAAUGAUUUUCAAAAUUUAAAUCCCAACUAAUGAUAUUUUCAGCUUUUCCGGAGAAUGCUUGCGAAACUGACAGUAAUUGUUGAUAUGUUGGAUUAACAACAAUAACUUUAUCAUCAGCAUCGACCAAGGAAUAAAGAGUUAAGAAAUUAGCACCAAUUGCCCCAUUUGUAAUGACGAUAUCCUCUGGAGUAAUACUACCUCCAUCUGAACUAUAAAUAUUGGCGAUUGCUUGUUUUAAUUCGGGAGAUCCUCUAAUAUGACCAUAUGUUAAUUUAGUGUUUAAGAUCUUUUCUGUCAAUACUUUAACAUUUGAGUCACCAGCAAUUAACCCAAACAACUGGUUAAAACUAAGCGAAUCAACGCAUGUUUCUGCCAUGUUAUACUUAAUUUUAGUUUCAUAUUUAUCCAUGAAUUGCUCUACGGCAAAAUCUUCUUGCUUGACCAUUUUGCAUUAAAUGAAGCUCAGUGUUUUACAAUCUCCCCCACUAAAUUUCAUGAGCAUUUAUGAUGGAUGGCGCGAACCCCCAGUAAAACGGAAUUUUUAACCGAAAAAAUGCAUUCUUUUUUGGGAAAUAUUUUUCCAUGACUACUCGUCAGAUCGAAUCUUGAAACAGUUUCAAAAUAAGAUCGUUUCAACGCCUGAAACAACUUUAUGGUUGACUAGUGGCCGCAUUAUCAGUUGGCUGAAUUUCAUAGCCAACUGCAAUCAUCUGUUUUCAGAAUUACAUAUUUCUCCUUUCUGCCGAUAUUUUGUAGAAUUUCUUGGAAUAUAACAUAUUCUUAUUUAAUAAUAAUUGAAAAGGUACCUUCACCCCUCUUAUUCUACAAAGAGAAUAAACAAUAGUUAAAGUC
Spathaspora passalidarum NRRL Y-27907 is the source of this 7131-nucleotide messenger RNA. RefSeq lists its product as uncharacterized. Gene Ontology annotation, cellular component: cell division site; cell tip; nucleus. Lineage: Eukaryota; Fungi; Ascomycota; Pichiomycetes; Serinales; Debaryomycetaceae. The transcript has 2 exons. Gene Ontology annotation, molecular function: protein binding. Gene Ontology annotation, biological process: carbon catabolite repression of transcription. The record is from RefSeq and is a predicted model, not a curated record. Bases 60 to 2600 code for a protein of 846 amino acids.